This is a messenger RNA of Anguilla anguilla (European eel), 6830 nucleotides long. Its product is annotated as ataxin-7-like. The coding region runs from base 508 to 2802 and encodes 764 amino acids. The transcript has 11 exons. Lineage: Eukaryota; Metazoa; Chordata; Actinopteri; Anguilliformes; Anguillidae. The record is from RefSeq and is a predicted model, not a curated record.
AUUCUGGAACAGGCUACCAUAAUAAUGUGUUGUGCAAUAAUUCUUAUUGAAUACAUCUCUGAAGCUUAUUACAUCAUUCAUAUUUAAUUUUACGUGUACAGCUGAAAUUAUAUAAGUGCAGCCUACGGCUAGGUAGUAAUACAUACGACCGACGAUAAGCAAAAUGUAGUUUCUCGUAAGCGACUCCUUAGAAUUCCUCAGGUUUCUUGCGCACAUCGGUGAAGUUGUUAGUUUGGUACUUCCUUAAAGUUUUAUCACCUAAAUCUGUGCUUGUACCGCUCAGAAUAUACGUAUCAGAUGGCGGCGCCGUUGAGUAUAUCUCCGCUAUAUUUAAUCUAUCAAAACAAGAAAUGGUUAAUAGCCCAGACGACCCUCUUUGACCACACGACAUAUGUGUAGGAAACCGGUUAUACGUGAAACGUGCAAUCGUACCACGUCAGGUAAUGCUCAGUGCUUGUUAACCACCUUAAACGCUCACUGCUGUUUUGUUACAUUGUAGCGGAAAGAAUGUCGGAAAGGGCCGAUGAUGACGUCAAACGGGAGCAGCGCAAAGCGACCAGGCAGUCAAGGCAGCAGCAGAUCCAGCAGGGAGAGAGUGUCACAGCAAUGGCGACUGUAGGGGAGCGCAGAUCUCUGCCCAGUCCAGAAAUACUGUUGGGACAGCCCUGGAGCAACUGGGUCGAUGCUGCCAAACUCAACGGGAACGUCGGUACAGAAUCGGAGGAAAGUUUGAAAGAGUGCGGGAAAAAUCGGGAAGGCAUGCGGCUUUGCAGAGACGACAUGCCCAUAUUUGGACAGUGCCCAGCGCAAGACGACUUCUACCUGGUGAUGUGCAGUUGCUGCAGUCAGGUGGUCAAACCACAGGCCUUUCAAGCACAUUACGAGAGAAGACACGGCUCGUCCAGCAAGCACCCGUCGGCCGCGUUCCCCGUGCCCACGUUGGUGUCCCGCCGCAACGGCUCUGCCCCCAACGCCAAAAUCCUCAAAACGGCCAAAGAGAAGCUGCCCGCACACCUCAGGGUGCUCCACCACAAACUCCUAUCUCCGGCGGUGAAAGUGGAGAAGAUCCCUCUGAAGGCGUCGGACGGCCACGCCCCCUCGGCCUCGAUCGCCGUGAGCUCGUCGCUGAGGCCCAGCCUUAACUGCCCCUCCAUACCAAAGGCCCCCCUCCUGCCCCCUGGGCACAUCCCCAACGGGAAAACCCUCCACUCCUCUCUGGAGAAGAAACAGGACAACGGCUCCGGCAGCAGGAGGCACCUGCACAAGAAACUGUCCGAGCGCGAAUUCAAUGCAGAUUUCCACUGUGGAGUGUUGGACCUGACUACACGGAAGCCAUGCACAAGAUCACUGACAUGCAAGACGCAUUCCUUAACCCAGCGGAGGGCGGUCCUGGGCCGGAGGAAACGCUUCGACGCGCUGUUGGCGGAUCACAAGGGCCGAGCGAGGGAGAAGGAGCUGCAGUGCAGCGCGGCAGACCCCUCUCGGCAGACCCCGCCUCUCAGGGACGCUAACCCCGCCCCCUGCCCCUCCCCCGUCUCCCACGGCAACAGCACCGCCGACGCCAAGCCUUCUGCGCCGAGCAAACCCAGACCUCACAAUCCAAGUCUUCCACGACCGAACAGCUAUCCCGCACACCUAGGGGGGAACAGUCACACCCAGGAGGACCCCGCCCCGCUCCAGGAGUCUUCCCUCCAAUCCGCACCCACCCCGGACGGGACGUCCCGUCUGUCCAGCGACGAGGGGGAGAAUGAGGAGAGGGAGGAGGACUGCCACUAUUCGGGCUACCACCCUCGGCCUGCUGCUUUCUGCACCUUCGGGAGCCGUCAGUUUGGGAGAAGCUGCUACAUGUUCAGCCGACGAUGGGAUCGGGUUCGACACACCCUCAGCGCCAUGGUAGAGAAGCACAUCAGCUCUCAGAUGUGGAAGAAAAUCCCGCCCGCUACGCAGAACUCCACGCACUCGAUGCCCCACAGAACGAACGCAAACUCGCUGGCCCCACCCCACCCGAGCGCCAGCGGGGGUGGGUUCCUCCCACCCGCCCCCCAGCCGCUGCCUUCAUCCCCCUACUCUCAGUCCCUGGACAGCCGGGCGGUGCUCUCGUACGGGACGACCCUGAGCGCGCGGCAGGACCGCCCCCCCUACAACAGCGCCCAGCCCCGCCCGGGCCCCUCCUGGACCCAGGUCCCUUCCCUGGCCUCCAGCAGGCCCCUGAAGACCAGGCCCAGCGCGAAGCCCUUCAGACCCAGGGAGCCGCCGCCCGCCAACUCUACCGCCAGCCUGGGCGUGGCCAAGAAGAGGAAGAGCAGCUCGCCCACGCACCCCACCGAAUCCUCCUCAUCAUCCACCUCCUCCUCUUCCUUCGUUUCACCAGUGCCGAGGAAGAACUGCGCUCUGAACCCCAGGGGCCCGGGGAGCGCCCGCCCCCUCUCGCUCAUGGCCCCACCCCCCCAUGCCGGGGUCCACCAUGGCCCGGGGCUUGGCUCCGCCCUCAGCCUCAGGCUCGACCAAUCGGGGAGGGGCCCUCCGACGGGCAGUCCCGCGGAACCAAUCAAGCGCAUGAGCGUGGUGAUGAACAGCAGCGACUCCACCCUCUCUCUGGGGCCCUUCGUGGCGCACGCGCCUGUGGACAGCCUCGAGGGGAAGAGGCACAAGGGGCCAGGGGCCCCGGGCCCCGGGAGGCCCCUCAAAAUGGCCAAGCUCCCCACACUCAACAACGUCCAUGGCAAGCACAGCCGAAGCAUUCCAGGGUCACAGGGGCUUCCCAACAAUGCCAUUUUACAGCAGCCAAAGGCUCGUCCCUGACAGGGGGUUGUGUGGUUUCCCACAAUUCCGGCCAAAUGACCGCACUGGUUCUCCCUGCUACUCCAAACCAGAGGAGGCCUUGCCUUGCUGUCCCAUGAUCCUCAGGGGCAGAGACCUGUCGGGACAGAGUUGGUAACCGCGGAAUUCCCCGAACAAAGCCAUUCACGUCCACGGCCGGGCAGGUUGCCUUGACAACGGAGACACUACACGUGGGGUCGUCGUCGCCCUUGUCGCAGUAGACUGGAUCGGCUGGCUGGUCUUCCUUUAGAAGGGGAUUGUGUUGUGUGACCUUGCACAGAAGGUGUAACGGUACAGACUACGAGGCCAGGCAAAUACACACGUGUGUGUGCGCACACACACACACACACACGCACAGACACACUAUCACACUGGUGAUGAAACACUACCUUCCUUGUAGCACGAACGCAGAAUCACAGAAUCUGUGUUUUAGCAGGUCAGGUUCUGCCGAGCUGAGAUUUUAAAGAGGCUCAACCAUCACUUGAACUCAAGCCUUAGAAAACUGGCUCAAACUAACACUGAUAACAGCUAAUUCCCCAUUUUCUACUGGGUCUUACGGUUUAAGCAUAUUUUAUUGCUUAACUUCAACUAUGAAUCUAUGAGUGUCUGUUUGUCUAAGAACACCAAGCUGACUACAGCAGGUUUUUAGGUCAAGUUAUGAAGUUUUAACUAGCACCUGUCUGAAUUAACACCUGUUCAAAGGUUUUCUGAGACCUGUGGUGUUUUAAGGGAUGUUGUGAGACGGAUCUAGAGUGAUUAUAUAAGGGCAUAUGUAGUAGGAGAAAAUGAAAGCCAUCAAUGUAGAAUUUUAGAUUCCACAUGAGUUUUAUGCCUUUGAUAGUGAUGAGUUGCAGUGCUUAUUCCAUCAAACACACACACUCACUGUAACACACACAUACUCACUCACUGACACACACAGGCACACACGCUCCCUCACCAUAGCACGUGCACACAAACACACAUACACACACACACACGCUGACACACGCACACUCUCACUCACCAUAACACACACACAGCUCUGAAGACCAAACCAAACUUUUGAAAUAAUGAACAUAGGACCACAUUUGCUGUUUAAUUAUUUUCUGUUCUGAGAGAAGCCCUUUCUUGGCUUGUCUUUACAAACUCUGCCUAACGGUGAAUGUCAGAUCAAAUAAAUAUGAAUAUAGGUACAUUUAAACUAGCUAAAAUUAAUUGAAGGCCAUUGAUUUGCUAUAGAUUGUGUCAUCUGGAAACCAACGCCACCCUUAUCGACUACCAGAUAUAUUACUGUGAAUAGUAUUGCCUAAACAAAACACUAUUUUGUACACAGAUUAUGCAAGUUUGUUUAGCUUCUGUUCCUUGCAGCAGGUGAUGUGUAAUGACUGCUGUGGACAGGUCAGGAAUACAUGCAUAUGACCAGUUCAGCUAUACCACAUGUUUUUGCGAUCCAAUCAAAAGCUAUUGCCAGUAAUUAAUCUCAGUUAUUACAGUGCCCUCCAAGAUACCUCUGUCAUACCUUUGACAAUGAUGAGCAAAGAAGGCUGUAAAAUAGAAAAUACAAGUGAUUUUAUGCAAAAUGAACAUAGGGUAAGUAAUAUUAUUUUAAAAUAAUACAAUUCCUCAGAAAAAAAAUAUUGUGCCGAACAAAUAAUAUCUUCUCCCUAAAAGAUGUCACAAUUAUUCACGCCCUACUAAUUAUUUGAAAUAAAAUCCAACAAAAAUAAAUCUGCAUUCAUAUGCUGCUUUUGACUGUUAACCAGAAUUCUUAAGGAACUGUAUUGUAGCCUCCUGUUUUCCUGGGGUAUGAAAAUGAGGUAACACAUGUAAACCUCAUGUGUCAUCACCAUGUGGAAAGAGGAACAUCGUUCAGCAAGAUAGCGAGUUUGAGCAUACUUUAAAAAUGACCAAAAAAAAGACCUUAAAAAACCACAAAAAGACACUUUUGCAAUGGCCAUGUCAGAAACCAGACUUGAAUGCAAUAUAAAAAAUUGUGGUUUUAAUUGAAGAGGUCAGUCCAUAGAGCACUGACUGAUAGAUCUGAAGGAUCCUGAAAUAUUCUGUAUGGAGGAAUGGUCAAAUACACCCCCCCCCAAAUAUGUUCACCAGUCUCAUCAAAUAAAAUCCUGUAGAAGAUGACUCAUUAGGGACAGUCCACAAUGUACUGAAAACAGGAGUGUGAAUAUUUCUGACAAUUUAUUGGAAAUAAAUUAAUCAUUUCAGAAGUGAUAGUUUGGUUGUUAAAGUAGAAUAUAUUUCAAAUGUAAAAAAAAAAAGAUAAAUAUAUCUCAAUACUUUGAUAAAUUAUUUUAUACUGGCUUUGCUUCUCAUUCAUCAUUAUCAAUGGUGUGAAUAAUUUUGGAGGGCACUGUAUUUGAGAAUUAAAUAUGGGAAGAAAUAGUGUGAUAUGAGAAAGGUGCGUGGAUAUGUGGAUUUCUGAAUUUCUGAACUCACAAGCAACAACUGAGAGAUUCAUGUAGAUUCCAUAUUUUCCUAUUUUAUGACAGUCUGUGCUCAAAAUGUCUCAGUCCACACUUGCCAAGUAAUAAUAAAUAACUCUUAUUGUCUCAGUGGGUCAUCAAUCACCUAAAUAGAUGUUUUAGCUUUCUUGUGCAGUCACUCAUCGAUGAUGUCAUAAUCAGUACCGGUGAGCUCUGAAAUGAGGAAAUCCGCACAUCUGCUGAACUAUUAUUUUUGAUGAAAUUACCAGUAGAUAGUUGUUUACCAUGUUUACCAUUUUAAGGAAUAUUAAUUUCAGUGCUGAGUGCGACUACUGUUCGCUACUAAGUGCGACUAAUUACCCUCUAUUGUCAGUCACGGAAAAACAAAAGUAUCCAAAACAUGUUUUCUUGGAAAAAUACCUGCAAAACCUGUCCCCUCAGUCAGUCCGAGUAUAGUUAUGGUGGCUGCACAUCGUUAAUGGAUAUGAACGCCACUUUCAAACUUCACUUGUCUUUUGACCUGAAACCCAGACCGAAUUCACAUUUGGUUUUGUCGUUCAGCAUGUUGCUCUCCGGUGACUGUUGCUGUAGAAAUUGUGAAUCAUUUGCCAAAUAAUACCAAGAAUACAACCCUCUCCCAUUCCCCUGUGAGGAGUCAAGCGUUAGGGCGGUCUGGCGGCGAAAGUGCUGAAAGGCGAGGCAGGCAAUACCGUGUAAAACUGGCAGGCAGACAAACUUCCUUAAGUCUUAAUUAGUGAGUCUUAAUAAGAACUGACCUUGGGAUAAGUCCACUUCUUCCUCCACUUGAAACAUAUUUUGAGGACUGUUGAAUUUGAAACAUUAGUGGCAAACUUUUAAGGUGGAACCGAAGUUCAGGCGCAGAUAUGAUCCUGCUUCUCUUGUCAUUUCUGUAGAUUUUUCACCCCCUAUUGAUGUCAGGCAGUCAAUGUAGCCACAGAGUCAGAUUUCUACCCGUUAUUUUGGCAUUUUCUUCUGUGUAUUACGAAAUAUUGAAAUAUCCCUAUUUCAGAUGACAUAUUUUGUUAAAAAUGUACAUAUUUAAAUAUGUAUUUUUGCACAGGCAUUCUUUUAUAUCCAUGUUUGGUACAAUUGAUCAUAUGUAUUCAUUUACUAAAAAUUAGUAAGUUAAAUUACUUUUACUGAGUGGUUCACUGCCAGUAAUGCAAUAUACCUACUUAAAAAAACUGAUGGGCUGUCUCAGGUCCUUUAAAAGUGAAGCGUUGUCUUCGAGGUGCAACCAAUGAAAAAUGAACAUGUUAAAUGGGGGAUGUCCCUGCAGCAUGCCUGCGGUUGAUUGGUCCUUUUAGACCAAAAAAGCAAAGCCACGUCAAAGCAAAGAAUGUCAGAGCUGACCUAGUCACUGGAUUUUCUGGCCUGGCCCAAGUAUACCAUUCAUACUGCUGGUCUGUUAACAUUUCAUAAGCUCAACACUUGACUUUUAAAGUUGUAGGGAGCAGGGAAAUUCCUAAAAUGAACAAUAAGUCAUCUGCAGUACAGCUGUUCGCAUCGUGGUUGCCAAACCUUUGUGUUAUAACACUGCUUUUUUAGGGUUUUUAUUUUUGCAGCUUC